AUGUGGAAAGCAUUGCUUCGUAAAGCAUUGUCGUCUAUCAAACGACCGUUUAUAAAUUUUGAUGUGGAAAAUAGAGCCUUAAGACACUUGGAAAAAACCAAGGAUGUGGCGAAGGCUGCCCCAAAGCAUCCUGGUACGGCUGUUGUAGUAGAUGAACGAUAUGAAAAAUUGUCUUCACACAAUCCUAAGUUGGAUGCGGAUAUUAAUUCCUUUGAAAUUAAGUCAGAAACAAUUACUGAAGGCAUACUUCCUAGUGGAGUAAACUAUGUCAAAAACUCAACCCGCAAGCUUCCACAGAAAGUCACUUCUUUUGAUCCCUAUCCUACACCUCAUGAAGAAUUUGGUUUUAUCGUCCCAGAAACAGUUCCCAAAGGAAAAUUAACAAUGCGUCAGGCUGUUGAACUCAUGAAGUCAUAUCAGACAGGCACUGAAAGCGCUGAUAAUUUGAGCAAAACGUACAACAUUGAUAAAGAUAAGAUGGAACACAUUUUGCAACACUUUUCCCUGUUUGGUGUCGCUGAUGAACGUAUUUGGAUGCCCACUCACCUUUUGUCUCUUCCCGAACAAAAGCUGUUAUCGGAACCUGUCGCAGAUACACCUAAUGAUAACGAGCGCAUUGGAGGAAGUGCCUACAAUCAAAGGAAAGAUGCUUUAGAGGGUUUCAAAACUAAAUGA
Messenger RNA from Trichobilharzia szidati, 675 nucleotides. Lineage: Eukaryota; Metazoa; Platyhelminthes; Trematoda; Strigeidida; Schistosomatidae. The record is from the annotation of a GenBank genome assembly.